AUGCAGUACAAGAAGGCAUUUCUAACAUCCCUAUUAAGUAGUAUUGUGCUAACCGCGUAUGCCCCACCUGAACCGUGGGCAACUUUAACUCCAAGCUCUAAAAUGGAUGGUGGCACAACAGAGUACCGAACUUCAUUUGGUCUCGCUGUUAUACCUUUCACUGUCACUGAAGGUAAGGUCAAAAGAAACGUCAUUUCACAGAUUAACGACGGUCAAGUGCAAGUGACGACACAAAAAUUACCUAAUCCAGUUUCGCAAAUAGGAGACGGUCAGGUACAAGUUACCACGCAGAAGGUGCCUCCGGUAGUGUCGCAUAUAGUGUCACAAAUAGGUGAUGGUCAAUUACAAAUAACUACGGCUAAAAACGUUGUAACAAAGUCCACAGUUGCUAUUUCAAGUAAAACUGCAACUGUGACAGCAACUUCGACCGCAACUGCUAUAUCUCAGAUUCAUGAUGGUCAAGUGCAAGUUACUAUCUCGUCGAUCAGUAAUAAGCCUGAGCCUUCAAAGGGUAAGCUAGAGCCAACAAAGAAGUCAAACAAUGAAAAUGUGAUCAAGGUGCAAGCCUGUAAAAAUCCUGGCACCUUGGCAAUAACCUUACAAGGAGGUGUUCUAACCGACUCUCUGGGUAGAAUUGGAUCGAUCGUAGCGAAUAGGCAGUUCCAGUUUGAUGGUCCGCCUCCACAGGCAGGCGCUAUUUAUGCCGGCGGCUGGUCAAUAACGAGGCACGGUACUUUAGCUAUUGGUGACAAUGACGUGUUUUACCAAUGUUUGUCCGGUACCUUCUAUAAUCUUUACGAUCAGUCUAUCGGGGGUCAGUGUAAUCCUGUUCAUUUACAAACAGUUGGUCUCGUUGACUGUUGA
Molecule: messenger RNA, 864 nt
Organism: Saccharomyces paradoxus
Lineage: Eukaryota; Fungi; Ascomycota; Saccharomycetes; Saccharomycetales; Saccharomycetaceae
Gene: PIR5
Product: beta-1,3-glucan linked protein
Exons: 1
Coding region: 1-864 (287 amino acids)
Biological process (GO): fungal-type cell wall organization
Cellular component (GO): fungal-type cell wall
Molecular function (GO): structural constituent of cell wall
Source: RefSeq, a predicted model, not a curated record